Molecule: messenger RNA, 2805 nt
Organism: Anguilla anguilla (European eel)
Lineage: Eukaryota; Metazoa; Chordata; Actinopteri; Anguilliformes; Anguillidae
Product: matrilin-2-like
Exons: 13
Coding region: 423-2459 (678 amino acids)
Molecular function (GO): calcium ion binding
Source: RefSeq, a predicted model, not a curated record
UGGCACAAAAACCCCUUCCAUAAACUGCAGCUGGACUAUUACCUUAGUGCAGCCUGGAGAGAACAUCAAGACCACUCACUUCCCACUAAGCAAUAUAUCCCUUUCAGGCUGCACCGCUGGAUUCUGAGACUCUGGAAAAAGUCUUGUGCUGUGCAUCAAACAAUUAAUAAAUUAUCUUUUUUUAUUUCAUUUGGCAUUUGUUGCAGGAUCACAUUCCCAGAUCAGGGGAGACAAGCACUCACACACCGUCACCCCUGAGGGGGUGCUGUGGGGUCAGUUACCACAUUCAUACCAAUUAUCACGUCGGACAGAACCGCGUGCUGACUACAAGCCGUCAAUCAACCAGGUUGUUCCAGUGCAACUAGCCGAGCUCGCCUGUCCGUGUGAAAGUUCAUCUGACCGAGCUUUGCCUGCCGUUGGUAAUGAGGGCCUUUGCCAUCAGCCUGUUCUCCCUGUUCUGCUGCUGCUCCGUGCUCUGUGAUGUACGAAGCCGACCCCGCUCACGACCGACAGGACCCAGGGGGCGGAAUGACACCGCCCUGCAAACCAACCUGCUGGAGAGUCCAUGCAAGGGGAAGCCACUGGACUUUGUGCUGGUCAUCGACAGCUCCCGUAGCGUGCGUCCCCACGACUACGAGAAGGUCAAGACCUUCAUCACCAACAUCUUGAGGUUCCUGGACGUGGGGCCGGAUGCUAUGCGCGUGGGCCUGCUCCAGUACGGCAGCGUGGUGCAGAACGAGUUCUCCCUCAAGACCUUCCACAGGAAGGCGGACAUGGAGCGGGCCGUGCGGGACAUGGUCCACCUGGCCAGCGGCACCAUGACGGGGCUGGCGCUCCAGUACACCAUGAACGUGGCCUUCUCCGAGGCCGAGGGCGCCCGGCCCCUGCACCAGCACAUCCCCCGCAUCGCCAUGGUGGUCACCGACGGCCGACCCCAGGACACGGUGGAGGAGGCGGCGGCUCGGGCCCGGCAGGCCGGGAUCCAGAUCUUUGCCAUCGGCGUGGGGCGGGUGGACAUGAGCACACUGCGGGCCAUUGGCAGCGAGCCACACUCCGAGCACGUCUACCUUGUGGCCAAUUUCAGUCAGAUCCAGACUCUCACCUCUGUCUUCCAGUCCAAGCUGUGCGGAGGUGCCAACCUGUGCUCCGUGGUCAACCACCGCUGUGAGCACAUCUGUGUCAGCACGCCCACGUCCUACGUGUGCAGGUGCAGGAAGGGCUACGUCCUCAACCCAGACGGGAAGACCUGCCGCGGAAUUGACCAGUGCGCUCUGGGUACCCAUGGUUGUGAACACGAGUGUGUCAACACAGGAGACUCAUUUGUGUGUAGAUGUCAUAAGGGCUACAGGCUCAACCCUGAUGGCAAAACCUGCAAGAAAAUUGACCAGUGCGCUCUGGGUACCCACGGCUGUGAACACAAGUGUGUUAACACAGGAGACUCCUUUGUGUGUCGAUGUCACAGGGGUUAUACACUCAACCCUGAUGGCAAAACCUGCAAGAAAAUUGACCAGUGCGCUCUGGGUACCCACGGCUGUGAACACGAGUGUGUCAACACAGAAGACUCCUUUGUGUGCAGAUGUCGCAAGGGCUACACACUUAAUCCCGAUGGCAAGACCUGCAAAAGUGUCGAUGUCUGCAGCACGGUCAGCCACGGCUGUGAGCACCUGUGUGUCAGCACGCCGGACUCUUACAUCUGCAAGUGCCGGGAGGGAUACACGCUGGCCGAGGACCGCAAGAGCUGCAAGAAGCUGGAGUGCAGAGACGGGGCGCUGGACUUGGUGUUCGUGAUUGACGGCUCUAAGAGCCUGGGCCCGGCCAACUUCCAGCUGGUGAAGCAGUUUGUGAUCGGCAUCGUGGACGCGCUGGACGUGUCGCCCGCGGCGACGAGGGUGGGGCUGCUGCAGUACUCCACCAAGGUGCGCGCCGAGUUCACCCUGGGCCAGCUGUCCUCCGGGGAGGACGUCAGAGAGGCGGUCUCCCGCGUGCAGUACAUGGGCCGGGGGUCCAUGACGGGCUCCGCCCUGCGUCACAUGUUCGAGUUCAGCUUCUCCGCCAAGGAAGGGGCUCGGCCCGACGCCCGCCGCAUCUGCAUCGUGUUCACCGACGGACGGUCCCAGGACGACGUCUCCAAAUGGGCCACCAAAGCGCAGGAGUCCGGCAUCACAGUCUACGCAGUUGGCGUUGGGAAAGCCAUAGAGGAAGAACUUCGGGAGAUCGCUUCAGCACCAGACGACAAGCACUUGUUUUACGCAGAAGAUUUUAGCCUCAUGGGUCAAAUUACAGACAAACUGAAGUCACGGAUUUGUAAAGAAAGGCCCUCCAAUGAAGACCUGUGCAAAUGUGAACAUAUGGUAAGCUUCCAAAGCCAGGCCACAGAACAACUGCGGAUGCUGAGCCAGAGACUGGAAGCUGUGACAAAGAGGCUGGAGAUGCUGGAGAACCGCUUGGGACAUAACUGAUUCCUCUGAGAUAUCCGCUCCAUAUGUGAUAUAAUUCAGAAGAAAAAUCAUUCAAGACGUUGUCUUAUGAACGAGGACUGCUUUAAAACAAAUUCAGUUUCCAGCACUGAAACAGAAGUUAAGCUAUUUUUUUUACUGAUUGAGAUAUUUAUAUACAUUGAGAUAUUUUAUGUUUUAUGCAUUACAGACAUGUCUCUGCUACCUGCUGGUAUUUGGGAGGCCUUUUUUUCUUUACUUAUGUUGCUGUGUAUAAAGUGUAUGUAAAGUGCUGUGCAUCUAUGCAUGCUCAACAUGCAUAGUUAUACUUCAUUUAGAGAACCUGUGUUUUAUACUGUCAAGAAAAGAG